UUCACACGAUCACCAAGAAGCCUAUGUCUUGGCAUGAUAAUAUAGAAGAGCCAGCAGAUGCCAAGUUUCUGAACCUUAUUCACCAUGCAGCACUGGAGCCAACAAAGAAAUAUUCAGAGCCACAAACUGAAAGCCAGGAAAUUGGCUGGAACACAACACCUUUGAUUCACACGGACCGUACUGACUGCAGACUCCACUUCCCACGCCGGAGAACUGAGAUCACUAAAUAA
Fulmarus glacialis (Northern fulmar) is the source of this 230-nucleotide messenger RNA. It is a transcript of the gene CFAP144, whose product is annotated as family with sequence similarity 183, member A. NCBI's taxonomy places the organism in Eukaryota, Metazoa, Chordata, Aves, Procellariiformes, Procellariidae. The transcript is spliced from 3 exons. The record is from RefSeq and is a predicted model, not a curated record. The annotation marks the transcript as partial. Gene Ontology annotation, cellular component: ciliary base.